Messenger RNA from Guillardia theta CCMP2712, 486 nucleotides. RefSeq lists its product as hypothetical. Lineage: Eukaryota; Cryptophyceae; Pyrenomonadales; Geminigeraceae. The transcript is spliced from 5 exons. The record is from RefSeq and is a predicted model, not a curated record. Bases 1 to 486 code for a protein of 161 amino acids.
AUGUCACUGCGAGUCAUUCUUCUCGAUUCAAAUCCAGUCACUGAGAUCCCGCCUCAAGUUGGUCUUCUCACCAAGCUCCGUGAAUUGAAUCUCGAGAAUGUGACCACUCUACGAAAUCCUCCGCAAUCUGUGCGAAGCAGGGGGCUUCAAGCGAUUCAGAAGUACCUGUCGUCUUUCUGUUCCGCUAAGGAUACGUCAGAACUCACACUUUCAAACUAUAACCUUGACCACAUGUUGGUGCCUGUAACCAAGAACUUACAACAUAUUGUUUCAUUAAAUAUGCCCGGCAACCGACUUUCAUACCUCGGCCCUUCCAUUGUACGAUUCUGCAAUAUCAAGAAAAUCAAUCUUGCAGACAAUGCUAUCGAAUACUUUCCUUCUGAACUUCUGUGCCUUGGUACCCUCGAAGAACUAGAUUUGAGCUUCAAUCAGGGCUUGGGGAUCUCAAUCAGCUCCGUCGUCUCGUAUGUGCGGGAAAUGCAAUAA